Messenger RNA from Poecilia reticulata (guppy), 3643 nucleotides. NCBI's taxonomy places the organism in Eukaryota, Metazoa, Chordata, Actinopteri, Cyprinodontiformes, Poeciliidae. The record is from RefSeq and is a predicted model, not a curated record.
AGUAUAACAUUUUUAGGUUUGUGGUUUGAUGAAAAAUUAAAAUGGAAUAUUCACAUUCAAAAGAUUGUUGAUAAAUGUAAGAGAAAGUUGAAUAUAUUAAGGUGUUUGGCUGGUAGUGAAUGGGGCAGACAGACAAUCGUUAAAACAGAUUUAUACAGGGAUGAUAAGAUCUGACUUUGAUUUUGGUUUAGUUUACAGUUCAGCAGCUAAAACUCAUCUCAAUAAAUUAGACAAUAUUCAACAUCAAGCAUUAAGAUUGUGUACUGGAACAUUCAAAACAACACCUGCAGCAGCAUUAGAAAUAGAAACGGGAAAAAUACCAUUAGAUCUAAGGAGAACUAAUUAAUUAUUGGUUAAAUUUGAUGGGUAAUAAAUGUGAUCAUCCAACUCGGGGAAAUUUAAAAAUCAUGUUGGGAAAAGAAAGAGAUAAGGAGUUAUGGAUGGAAAAGGUUCAGGUAUAUAGGGCUUAAUUAUUCACUUUCUAAAAUACAGAAGCAUAAAAUUGGAAAGUGUGAUUAUUGUGAGAAGUUUGAAACAAUAGAGCAUGUUAUUUUAGAGUGUUAUAAAUAUGAAGAAGAGAGAAGAUGCAUGUUGAGUGUGAAGGUAUUAAAGAGAGGUUUAAUUUAUCAGAUUUUUUUGAGAAGGGAUUUGGGGAGUAGACAUUCAAAUAAUUAUUCGGUUUCUUAAGUUAUUUAAUAGAAUCUGAGUAGAGUAAGAUGGUUGUGAAUGUGUAAAGAAUAAUGAGUGGUAUAUAAAGCUAUCUGCAAGGAAGGUUAUAUAAGUAGAUGUGUAUGUUUAGUCAGAAAUUAUUGUAGGGAUUAGGUAUGAAGUAAUAGUAUAUAGAUCAUCACGAACCACACUCCAUACCAGUAAGUGGCGGUAAUGCUACUGAAAGUUUGUUGCCAACCGCCAAUAAAAACCCAACAAGAAGAAGAAGACGUACCCUGGCUGUUGACAUUUGGAGGUACUCCGAUGCUUCUUCAGCGGCGGUCAGCUGUCGCUCUUCAUUCUGCACCGUUUGUUGAUAUGAACCUGCUAACUUUAGUGUAGUAACAUYCAACCCAAAUACUAGGCUGCGGUAGCUAAAGGAGGUCGUUYACACAGCUGAAUUUUGGACGCACCGGUUGCGAUACUGACAAAUAUCCAGGUAUGKCUUCGUCCGCCGUGCGCGAGAGCGUUGCCAAAAAGAAGCACGUUCGUUUCGCUAGCAUGGAAGAGGAGGACGACAACGACGAGCAGGAGGAGAACACGCUGUUUGACAAGAGGAAGGAGGCCGGUCAGGGGCUGAAGAGCCCACUGAAGUUGGCGAAGAGGACUAUAAAGCCGGGAGGAGACAACCGGGUGAAAGUGGUCGGYGGAAGAAGCGGGGCGUGCGGCCGUUGGAUGGUUACGCUCGCGCUGUGUGGGUCCUUCUUGGGCUUGGGAAUGGGAAUCUCUGUUGUCGGCCCCACGUUUGAGGACCUGGCUGCCAAUGUGCACUAUGUCUCCUGUGUUUCAGGUGGGAAUGUGCUCAUCCUGAACACAUGGGGGGAGCAGUCGGGCCCUCACCUGCAAGCCCUCCACUUCAGCUUUGCAGCAGGGGCCUUCGCGUCCCCCAUCAUAGCCAAGCUGUUGUUUGGCCAUGAUGGAAACGGCAGCACUCUGGCCAAACCCACCAACCCGCCAAACGACACCUCGACAACUGUCUCUAACUCCAUGAUCCGCUACAUCCACGCCAAGAGCAGCAUCCUGAAGUCCAUGUGGGCCUACAUCGUAAUCGGCUCCUGCCUCCUCUUCAUCUCCUUACUCUUCUUCGUCCUGUACUCUCGUGGUGGCGCGUCCCGGGACAAAGCGCAGGCAGCGGCAGAGAAGCCCAAGAUGGCCAAACACCACCUGGCUCUUGUCAUCCUGCUUUUCUUCUUCUUCUUUGCCUAUGUGGGCGCUGAGGUGGCGUAYGGCUCCUUCAUCUUCACAUUUGCCAMGGACUACAUCCACAUGCCUGAGGCUCACGCAGCUGGCCUCAACUCCCUGUUCUGGGGGACCUUUGCGGCCACUCGGGGGGUKGCCAUCUUCUUUGCAGCCUGCUUGUACCCUGGCACCAUGAUCGUCCUCUGCCUGCUGGGCACUAUGAUCUCCUCUCUUCUUCUCUGCUUUUUCACCAACCACAGUGCGGUGCUGUGGGUAGGCACCGGCCUCUACGGGGCCUCCAUGGCCACCACCUUCCCAAGUGGGAUCUCCUGGCUGGAACAGUACACCACGGUGACGAGCCACACGGCGGCAGCCUUCGUGGUGGGGGCCGCCACGGGGGAGAUGGUCCUCCCAGCUCUGGUGGGAUUCCUCAUCGGGAUUUUUCCCAAGCAGCCUCUGCUGAUGUACCUGUCCCUCAUCACUGCAGUCUUCACCUCCAUCCUGUUCCCCGUCAUGUAUAAGGUAGCCUUGGCGUCUGGCACUACGGGCAGGAAGCUCCGCGUUGGGGGCCAGAUGGACACCGACAACGGAAAGGUCCGCCAGGUCCUGCUGGACUCUGGAGCCACCAAGGAUGACAAGGAAAAGCAAGAGCAGAAUGAGGCAGAUCAGUGGAACGAUGCAGAGUCUGAGGUCAUCGAAAUGGAUGACACGUCAAGUGUUAAUUCCCCCAGCAAGGGGUCAUCUCCUCCAGGUGGUGGCGCUGUAACGAGCCCCUCUGCUUCAUUAAACAGCCCUGUAGCAGACUCUCCCAGAGGCAAGCUGCAGCUCUCACUGGACAGACAGAAAAGAGACUGAAUGCUGUAGCGCCAUCUACUGAUCCUGCACUGAGCAUUACAUGAGUGAUGCUUGUUCUCGUUUCUGGCCCAGCAUUUCCAUGGAGACGCUGGGCCUCCAUGUGUCUCCACUGUUUUAACAGUUUGAGCUGUUAAAACGGGCUUAGAGACAGACUUCCUGCUCUGCUGGUGCCCUCUACAGGAGACGCCAACAGCUAACAGUUCAGUGCCUUCCUGAGGACACACCCCUGAUCAUCCAGCCAAUCAGCUGCCAGACUUAUGUUUAAAGUACAUUUUGUUGCACUUAYAUGAAGGGUUUUGUUUUUGUGAUGCAGUGUAUUGAGGUUUAUCACUGUGAGCCACUUUGAGGGUUACAUUUGAAUUAUUGAACAAGGUGGUUUAUGAAUACUGAGUUUAUUAUAUCAAUCUCAAACCUCCACCCACAGCAAUAUCAAUUAAAAACAAUCAGAAACACCUUCAAUAUCUUCAGUUUUUACAUUUUUACAAACAGAUCCUGUGUGCGGCUGUACGGAAAGCUGGACAUAAAACCGUAUAUGCACAAAAAUGAUAAACUUUUCAUGACAAAUUAUAAUACAGUAUUGCAACAGUCCCAGAUUGAUAAAUGUGUUUCCAGUUCUUGCACUGUGAAGUUGAUAGAGGAAACAUGGCAGGAUUUGAAUUCAUGGCUGGAGUUUCAGUUUUCAGGUUAAUCCAGUGAGACAGUAGAAAGAUCUGCACAGGAAAACUUUAGGUACCACAGUCUGUAAGGAUGAAGUGAAGUUAGCCCGUGGUUGAUGUCAAACUGCUGCAGUCAAUCAUCCCAGCAGACACGAGCUUCACUCAGCAGCUUAUGGAGGUUACCGUAAACGAGCAUGACUGACUAACUGGAAUAAGUUAGUGUUACAAGAAUGAAUAAAAAAAAA